GUAAAUUAUCAGCAAAUUUUCAUUUUUGGGUGAACUAUUCCUUUAAGAGAUAGACUGUUCUAGAUUGACUCCUGUACAACAUAUGCUCAUGUCUCCUCUCUAUGACUAUCUUUGUCAGCUGUCAGUCAUUCUCAGCUUGUGGGCCUGUUUGUCUUGGGUCUGUUCAUGUGUAACUUUGGCAGUGUGGGGUAAAUAUGGAUCUUACAAGGCUCAGUGCAAACCACACUCCGUCGUGUUCCUCUAAACCCCUAAACACAUCACUCACAUGCUCUCUGAAAGAUUUCAUUUAACUAUUGAGCAGGGGAAGAACAUCUACUAGUCAAUGACCUUUAUCAUUCACUGUCAGUCUGUUUCUGUCCAGACCACAGUCAAAGCCAUGGUCACAGUCAAACUAUAGAGCUUGAAUGAAUUUUAAAGAGACACAAAGUCAUUUGUAAGUAAAGAGAUCUGCUGGUAUGCCAAGGUCUUGCAACUUUGUGCUAAUAGGCCUCUUUAAACAGCUCCCAUGGAUAGAAAUGUACCAGCUCAAAGGAGUGUACAGCUCUGGCUCAGCCUCAUUUGUUUCUUCAGCUUUAGGUUUGUUUAACUAAUGAAGAGGAGGAUUUACAUAUACCUGGCAAAAAAUUAUAUUUCAAGGUGUUUAUCCCUUGCUGAAUUGUUGGUAUUGGGUAACUUGUGAAUUUCUCUACAAAUAGAUCCCAUUCAGUGAGGAACUAUCAUCACAGUCCUGAUGAAUGUCUGGAUACCAAGAAUCACAUGGUUGAAACUGAGACAGAACAGUGUUGUGUGCCAUGAGUGAAUAAGAGGGAACUGGGAGACUGAGAGAGUCUUGGAGUCAAAAGACACUCAUUCACACCCGCAAUGCCCGUUAGUACCCCAACCACCAACGGAAUCAUGCCUGAAGCCAAAAAAGCAGGAAGAAAAGGAACAAAAGCUAAUGGAAAAAAUGCAGAAAAGGCACCACCAUAUGAGCCCAACAUCCCUGAGCCCAAUACGAGAGCUGAGCUGAUGAAAUACUGGAUGAAUCUCUCCCUGGAUGACAGAACUGCUCAGAAACUGUUGUGGCUUUCAGAAGGAGGGGCCAAGGUGUCCCGUAUGACAGAGGAAGUGUGCCCAGUUCUGGACAGACCUGAGAGAUUUGAACAUUCACCGCAGGUGCUGUGUAAGGAGGGUCUUUUGGGCAAUCGUGGGUACUGGGAAGUGGACUGCGAGGGCUGGGUGGUGAUCGGGGCAGCGUGUGAAAGCGCAGGACGGAAAGCAAAGGACGGCCCAUGUGGCCUAGGUGAGAAUGACCUGUCUUGGGGUGUGGGCUGGGCUGGCUCUUGCUACCAUGUCUGGCACGACGGGGUGAACAUUGAAGUCCAGGCUCCCCUCUGCCCCACUAUUGGGAUCUACGCAGACCAGCCAGCUGGCAUCAUCAAGUUUUUCCUAGUGGAGGAGGGAGAGAAUGACUCCAAAGAAGUCAGACUGAUUCAUCGGUUUGCAACCACUUUUAAUGAGAAGCUCUUUCCUGGUUUCUGGGUGGGCAGGAAAUCCUAUUGUUGGAUCCAAAAAAAGGAUCAGUAGGAGGGUGAAUACAUGGGGUAAGGAAAAGGGUUAGGGUGACUUGAGGAAAAGAUUCAGAGAGCUGUGCUGGAAACUUAUGAGAAACUUGUCAUUGGUAGGAGACAAGAGAAGUGCCAAAUCUCAUCAUAUCCAUGGGAAUAAUUAAAGUAACAGAAACCUUUUGAUUGUUUGGAGAAAUCACGCUCUCUUCAACAUAAAGUAUCCUGUGUUUCAAUUAACUACAUUAGCACAGAUAUACUAAAUUAACCCUAAAUGGACCCUAAAUAGACCUUUAAAUUCCAAAUUAAUGCUCUAAAAUAUCAGUUUAGCUCAUUGCCAGCCUUUUCUGAAUUCACAGCUGUUACAAAUAACUGAGCUGGCCAAAAAGGGUGUAUACUCAAAAUAUAUUAGGCUAGUAUUUUUAACCAGUGUUUUUAUUUGUGUAGCAUUAAUCUUAUUGAUUUUGAAUAGUCAUUUUAUUUCUAGGGUCUGAAUAAUUUUGUAUUCCUUGUGAAAUCAAAUGCAGAUAACGUUGUGAAUACCUAUGUCUGUGAUCAAAUAAACUA
This is a messenger RNA of Myxocyprinus asiaticus (Chinese sucker), 2111 nucleotides long. RefSeq lists its product as uncharacterized. Lineage: Eukaryota; Metazoa; Chordata; Actinopteri; Cypriniformes; Catostomidae. The record is from RefSeq and is a predicted model, not a curated record. The coding region runs from base 862 to 1566 and encodes 234 amino acids. The transcript has 6 exons. Gene Ontology annotation, molecular function: protein binding.